GGUGCUGCAGGCGACGUCCAAAGAUGGCCGUCCGGACCUGCUGGCCACCAUCCACCAGCACCACUCGAUGGCCGGCCAGAGCACCCUGCAGAAGAAGCAGGGAGUCUCGGGAGAGAGCGCCACCUGCCGCACCCUGGUGCUGGAUGUGGACGUAUCGCACCACCCCAAGGACUUCAGGUCGAAGCAGUUGAUCAAGGAUGCCAUCAUGGAGAACGACUUCCUGAAGAACCUGGACUCGUCGCAGGUGCGAGAGGUGGUCGACUGCAUGUACCCGCAGGUUUUCGACGCUGGCACGCUGGUCAUCCGGGAAGGCGACGUCGGCUCGCACCUCUACGUGUCCGCCGAGGGCGAGCUGGAGGUUGAAAAAGACGACCAGGUGUUGGGCCGCAUGGGACCAGGCAAGGCGUUCGGAGAGUUGGCCAUACUCUACAACUGCACCCGCACGGCAAGCGUCAAAGCGGUGACGAAAGCCAAGGUGUGGGUGCUGGACCGACGCGUCUUCCAGGCGAUCAUGAUGAAAACUGGACUUCAGAGGCAGGAGGAGAACAUCCAGUUCCUCAGAAGCGUCCCUCUGCUGCAGACACUUUCCAAUGAGAUCCUGGCCAAGAUGUCGGACGUGAAGGUCACGCAGCGGAUCGAAGGUACGAACCAGGAGGAGCAGAUCCGUGUCCUUGGCCGAGGAGACUACUUCGGCGAGCAAGCGCUGCUGAGAGAAGACAAGCGGACUGCAAACGUUGUCUCCCUGGAGCCGGGUGUCGAAUGUCUGGCUCUGGACCGAGAAUCCUUCAUCCAACUGAUCGGAGAUCUCCGAGAGCUGCAAGACAAACACUACGACGACAGACUCCAGCUAAGACCGCCACAGAGGAUCACAAGCAAAGCUCUGGAAGUGGACUCCGAGGUGAAGCCUAUUCAGCUGGACGAUCUCGAAGUGCUGGCCACACUUGGCGUCGGAGGCUUUGGCCGCGUUGAACUGGUGCAGUAUGUACAGGACCGCAGCCGGACGUUCGCGCUCAAGUGCCUGACCAAGAAGCACAUUGUGGAAACGCAGCAGCAGGAGCACGUGCUGAGCGAGAAGGCGCUCAUGAUGAGUUGCCGCCAUCCGUUCAUCUGCCGCAUGUUCAAGACGUUUCGAGAUGAGAAGUACGUCUACAUGCUCAUGGAGGCAUGCCUCGGCGGGGAGGUCUGGUCGCUCCUCAGAGACAGGGGAGCAUUUGACGAGAGCAGCACAAGAUUUUACACGGGCUGCGUGCUGGAAGCUCUGCAGUAUCUGCACGACAAAAACAUCGUGUACCGAGACCUCAAGCCAGAAAACAUGGUCUUGGACUCAACAGGAUACGCAAAACUGGUGGACUUUGGCUUCUCGAAGCGCGUCCCAGCUGGCCAGAAAACGUGGACCUUCUGUGGCACACCCGAGUACGUGGCCCCAGAGGUCGUACUCAACAAGGGUCACGACCGCGCGGUGGACUUCUGGUCUGUGGGCGUGCUCAUGUUCGAGCUUCUCGCGGGCGCGCCGCCGUUUGCCGCCGACGACCCGAUGAAGACGUACAACAUUAUCCUGCGCGGGAUCGACAUGCUCGACUUUCCUCGCACCAUGUCGCGCAACGCCGUGUCGCUCAUCAAGCGGCUCUGCCGCGAGAACCCGUCCGAACGGCUCGGCUACCAGAAGGGCGGCAUCAUGGACAUCAAGAAACACAAGUGGUUCCAGGGCUUUGACUGGGACGGUUUACAAGCGCGGACACUCCAGCCGCCCUUUGAACCCCAGAUCCGAGGACCCGCAGACAGCUCAAAUUUUGAUGUUUACCCCCGAAACUUUGAAAUCCCACCAGAUGAAACCUCCGGAUGGGACGAGGACUUCUAAUGAAAGGCAUUUCCUCCACACCUCGUCUGAGUGCCCCAAAAAGCCCAGUGCAGACAGAAGUGUUUCUUCAGACGUGCCAAGCAAUGCAUCACCCAGAAUCUUUGCGCCGUUGAACAAGCGUUAGCACUCAACCACACGACUGUCAGCAAGAGAAGCAACCUUACCUAGUCGAUGAACUCCUGCACUUGCAGUACUAGGUGUCGUUUCAUUUUUUUUAUAAUUAGGUAUUAUUUCAGAGUACAACAAAGUUGUGCCUACAGUGCGUGCACACGUUUAUGGGAGGCGCAUCUAGUUGUAUUGGAUAACAAAGACGACUUGACGCCAUUUGCAUGGGAUUAAC
Messenger RNA from Rhipicephalus sanguineus (brown dog tick), 2198 nucleotides. Its product is annotated as cGMP-dependent protein kinase, isozyme 1. The record is from RefSeq and is a predicted model, not a curated record. Gene Ontology annotation, biological process: protein phosphorylation. Gene Ontology annotation, molecular function: ATP binding; cGMP-dependent protein kinase activity. Lineage: Eukaryota; Metazoa; Arthropoda; Arachnida; Ixodida; Ixodidae.